UGUAGAGGGCACAGUGGAGCCACGCACCGCUGCUCAGAAGUGCCAUGAAGGUCAGGGAGGUUAGUAGGAGCCUGGAUAGCCUUUGGAGCGUCUCUAUGUCCCGCUUUUGCCGUACCUGCCAGGUUCUGGUCAGCCUAACGACAACCGAGGAGAGGGAAAGUCUGCCGAGGGGAAGUCAACCUUAAGUGGAUCAGGUUUCCUCGCUUUCUUUCUCUGGAUGGGACUGAUGGAAAGUGGAGAGGCCUCAGGCGAAAGAAUGUCCCACACCAGGACAUUGACACGGGACAGUGAGACGAUCCACAGGAUCCAAGAUGCUUUGAAAGAGCAAGACAGCAGUUGGAAGUCAGGUGCAGCUUCUCCGAUCGGAGACCCUGAGCCUGGAGAAAACGUGAUGGAUCCGCCGACGGAGCAGGAUCAUAUACAGAUGCUGGAAGCUCCACUGGAUCCCAGCCAUGGCCUGCACGGUGUCCUGAGAUACAGGAGGGAAUCACAAGAGAGAAGAAUCAGUGAGGAGCCUCAGCCAUCCAGUGACCAGUCAGCGUGGUGUGAAUUUUGCGGUGCGACAGCCAAACCUCCUCUGGAUUCAUUCUAUGGAGAGGAGCCAAAGGAAUUCUGCUGUCAGCGGUAUAGGGAGGUGUUUGAGGAGGUGGCCCAGGAGAGGAGGUUUGUUCUGAAGCUGUGUGAAGAGAGGCCUAGAGGGAUCAUAGGAGCAGGAGACUUCCACAGCAGUGUGGAGGAGGUGGAGCUGGAAGCUGGAGAGUGGGACAGCGAGGAACGCAGACUGCAGCAGAGAGAGAUGGAGAGGUUCUACAGAGAGGCCCAAGCAAGACUGUCAUCAGAGAUCAGUUCGUUUCACACCCAGACAAUCAAUUUCCAGCUUUCCAGCUGUGCGCCCAUGGAAGAAAGCUUUGCUGUAAAGAAAGACUCCAGGAAGGAGGAUAAGCCAGAACCGUGGGACUGGAGUGAGCCUUCUGUGUCUGGACCGAUGGGGUUUGGUCUACACAAUCAACAGGACAGUGCAGGUUUCAUACAGAAGUUUUACUCAAACGGGAACAAAUUCCUCACCGGGUUUCCAGACGGCUCUGCCCAAGUCUUCUACCCUUCCGGAAAUCUGGCCAUCAUCCUUCUCACAAACGAGGAGAGGGUGUGCGUCAUCCAGGAUGACAUCACACCAAACGGCCCAAUGAGAGCCUUGUUCCAGUCCAGCGGCAGAGCCACCUGUUACCACGGCAACGGCGGGGUCUGGCUGAAUAUGGACAUGUGGGGAGGGCAGAGUCUCGAUGAAGGAGGAGCCAGGACCAGAAGAUGGAGCUGGAGUGACCAUGCCCAAACCCCCACUCCCUUCAGGCCCAUCUUCCUGUCACUCAAUAAAAACGUGGGGGUCAGAGUUCUGGGACGACAGCAUGUCUUCGUAUCCUUCCUGGCCUCGGGACAGCAGGCGAGGUUCAGCGUCGGCAGCUGCGUUAAGUCAAAGGACUACGACUCUCUUCGUCGAGGACCGUCCCCGUGUGAAGAGGAGCUCAUCCUGCUGGCCUGCCAGUUUUACCUCCCGCUGACUCUCACUCGUCUGCGCUGGUGCCACCGUUUCCCCUCCAGCCCCAGGCACCGGAAUAUCAAGCCAUCUCCCGUCCUGCUCUCUCUGGCUAAGAAGCUUUUGAGCGUGAGCCACAACAUGCACAUGAAGGACACGGAUAGGACCUUCAUUCAGCACUGCCUGCAGGACUGCCAAUGACCCCAGGCUUCAGGAACAACUUAAAAGCCUAAAAUGUUUGUAGCAGGUGCUGGAAAGCAAUAUGAAAAGGAGAAAAUGAAGAUUAAAGGUGCAGUGUGUAAGAUUUAGGGGGAUCUAUUAUCAGAAGUGGAAUACAUUAUGCAAAACCCUGUUUUCAUUAGUGUAUAAUCACCUGUAACUAUGAAUUGUUGUGUUGUCUUUAGCUUAGAAUGAGCCCUUCUUCUUUACAUAUGGAGCAGGUCCUCUUCUGGCAAGUUGCCCCACAAUGUUUCUACAGUAGUCCAGAAUGGGCAAAUCCAAACGCUGGCUCUAGAGGGAACCUUUUGCAUUUCUGUGCAGAAGCAGCAGUUUGAAUUAGGUGGCGCUGUAGCUCCGGUUGGAAGACGUAUAAAGAAGGAGAAUCAGAGGUUGCUGCUGGUGCUGGCUGAGCAUUUAGUGACAUAAGAACCCAAAUUUGGACAAGUGGAGGACCAAACUUAUGAUUUAGCAAAAGAAAAAGUGAGUUAGGGCCAACACUCGCCGUCAAAGAGGCGGAAAAACAAAGAAGCGCAGUGGAAAUGUACAGAGCCCCACUGGUGAUAUCCCCUAUAAAUAAAAAUAAUGCAUGGUCACAACUUAGUAAGGUGUGGGAGCGAGAUAAUUCAGCCUUGACCACAGCUUAAUAAGGCAUAAUUUCGUUCUCACGCCUUACUAAGUACUGGUUGCAACUUAAUUAUCUUGUUCGCACACCUCACUAAGCCAUUGUCACGCAUUAGGAUAUCGUUCUCAAGGCGUGGCCACGUGUUGUUUUUAUUAAUAUCGGAUGUCACCAGAAGGGCUCCGUAGAAUCGGGACAGGCGACAGCAGAAAACCCAUCAUAGGCUCUGCUACACGCUUGGAAAGGGAGGGGUGAGGGAGGGGGAUUCAGUUGGUUGCAAUCUGCAAUCUCACCACUAGAUGCCACUAAAUCUUACACACUGCACCUUUAAGGCCUACUUUAAGUUAUGAGUACUCACUGGUACAAGCAUCACUUUGUUUGGAAAAGUGGUGGGAACAAGAACAGAGAAAAUAAUGUAGGAUAUUUUGCAUCAUGCAGCAAACACACAAGUUACACAUAUAGUACAAUCGCUUUUUGUUUGUUUGUUGUUAAGGAGCUGCACUGACUCCUCACCCAAGAGGUUACACUUUUAAGUCCUGGAGCACAAAGAUUGUUGUUUUUUCUUCAAAAGGUAUAAGCACCCUUUUGGUGAUCUACAAUCUAUGCUGAUAAAAUCUCCAUUUGA
Pygocentrus nattereri (red-bellied piranha) is the source of this 2994-nucleotide messenger RNA. RefSeq names its product glutamate-rich protein 6. The transcript is spliced from 11 exons. Lineage: Eukaryota; Metazoa; Chordata; Actinopteri; Characiformes; Serrasalmidae. Bases 218 to 1732 code for a protein of 504 amino acids. The record is from RefSeq and is a predicted model, not a curated record.